Molecule: messenger RNA, 1680 nt
Organism: Nyctereutes procyonoides (raccoon dog)
Lineage: Eukaryota; Metazoa; Chordata; Mammalia; Carnivora; Canidae
Exons: 3
Coding region: 1-888 (295 amino acids)
Source: RefSeq, a predicted model, not a curated record
AUGGAGGACGCUGACCACAGUGAGGACGCCCCGUGUGCUGACCCGGGGACUGAGGACGCCGACCACAGGCCCCGCCCCAACGCCGGUCUUCCUCCCGAGUCUCGCCCCACCGCCAAUCCCUGUCUUCCUUCUUCCCGGAGCCCGGCCCCCGGCCAAUCCCUGUCGUCCUUCCUCCGGAGCCCCGCUCCCGCCUGUUCCUGUUCUUCCUCCUGGCCCCCAGCCAGUCCCUGUCCUGCUUCCUCCCGGAAGCCCGGCCCCCCGCCAAUCCCGGUGCUCCUUCCUCCGGAGCCCCGCCGCACUGCCCAUCCCGGGGCCCUAAACCCGCGCGCCCACCGCUGCGUCUCGCGAGCACUUGGCGGCCAGUGGUACAGUCCGUCCCCCCCGCGCGCCCCGGACGGGAGUCGGCGGAGAGGAGAGGUGGGGCGAGCUGACGCCGCGGCCCCGACCAGCGCACCGCACCGCACCGCACGCGGCCUGCGAAUAAACGUGUCCUCGCGCCGCUCGGCUUCGUGGCUGCCUGACCACCGGCAAAGAGCAUUUUCACCAAAACCCCGAAGGGAAACCGGGUGUGUGUGUCCGUCCCCCCCGCCCCCCGCGACUUCCGCGCGGCUGGAGCCCGUAGGGAAGGCCGCGAGGCCCGGGAGACACGGGGUCGGCGCGGGUCACGGUCGCUGCGUCCGGAGUGUCCCGGGGGGUAGGCCGCGGGCCCUCGGCACUCGCUUUGCAGGAGCGAGUAGCCCGAGAGCGUUCAAAGGAUUUAUUGAGUUUUCCAGUAACAUACUAGGAAGUGGGAACGCGCGGGUGAGCAAAACCGGCCUGCCUUCGGGAGGAGCGGCCGGAAUGGCGUCACGGACAGACUCCCCUCGUGGCACCGGCCCCUGCAGUUGACCGAGGACGACCCCUGAGCAAGCGCGUGAGCCCGACGGCGCCAGUCCCCUUGGCAGGGCAGCCGGCCCGUGACCGCCGUCGUUUCGCCCCUACGCGCCCCGGAGGAGCCCGGAGGAUGGCUGUUGGGGGCCCGCGGCGCUCCGAGCCUGGACGGGGAGGGGAGGGGCCCGCCCUCCGGAGAUGGCUGACCGAGGGGAAGUCAGGACAUGGUUGCAGUGGGCCCGCCGGGAGGCAGGAGGCCGGCGGCCGGCCCCUUGGACCAGGGCGGUGACGCCGGGAGAGGAGGCUCGGGGGGCAAAGCUCGCCCGGACUGUAACGGGGUCAGGGACUGGUGUGUGGUCGUGCGUGGUCACAGCCACGGGUCCUGAGUCCAGCCGGAGCAGCAUUUUAAAGCAGGGGAAUUAGGAUUGCCUUUGGGAGAUCCACGUGGGGCUGUGGCACAAGGGAGAUGCACCCAGAGGGACCGGACUGGGAGCCCGGCUGGCGAGGUAGGUGGUCAGAACCAUAGGAACCAUGAGAGCCCACAGGUCAGAUGUCGCAAAGCAGCCCCAAAGUCCCCGCUGGGGUGUGGGGACAAGGUAGUUCAGCAGGGGCUGUGCUGGAGCAGUGGGGGUCCAAGCCUAGACACUUCAGGGAGCGGGACAGCUGGCGAGGGAUCUGUGGCCUGAGAGUUGGCUUCUUUAGGUGGGAGAGUGGGCUCCAAAGCACAGGUGCAGGGACGGGAGGAGAGGGUUUCCUGUUGGGGUAGCCGGAGGUGGGGGGGGGGGGGACGGACGGACGACGGACGUCCUG